Pelobates fuscus (common spadefoot toad) is the source of this 2380-nucleotide messenger RNA. RefSeq names its product chromosome 13 C14orf132 homolog (gene C13H14orf132). The coding region runs from base 484 to 735 and encodes 83 amino acids. NCBI's taxonomy places the organism in Eukaryota, Metazoa, Chordata, Amphibia, Anura, Pelobatidae. The record is from RefSeq and is a predicted model, not a curated record. The transcript is spliced from 2 exons.
CAUCUCGUACAAAUCCCAUGCCAGGUCCUUCCGAGCUUCCAAAAGGCAAACAGCUUGUAAAGGAAAAUAUCCCAAUCUGUGCACAUUCAAAACAGAUGCAACCAUGCUCAGACGAGGAGCACAAAGCGUAGGGAUGGUGUCUUUGUCAUGUGCAUCGACAACAUGAGAAGCUUGGUCAUGAAAUGGUUACCAAUGCAUGACACUGUUGCCACUUAAACAAGCAGCACAUCCCAUUAUACAAAAGCAAAAACACACUGUAUUCGCUGUGUCUUGGUCAUUGCUAGGCAGCUUCUACGCCCUAGAAAGAAAGCUGCUUCUGAUCGUAGAGUGAGUGCACAGAUUGGGUAGCAUGGAUUAAAAGGGGUCCUUUCACUCCUAUCACAUACAAAGCAGACACAGGGAGAAUGCUGAAUUCAAGUAGGGUCCCCAGACCUUUUUCGCCUAUCUAUUCCUGUAUCUAGGUCACUAGCAAAUACAAGCAUCAUGGAUCUUUCGUUUAUGGCAGCUCAGCUUCCAGUUAUGGGAGGAGCCUUCAUGGACUCACCCAAUGAGGACUUUGGAACAGAAUAUUCUUUAUUUAAUUCUUCUGGCAACGUACAUGCUGCUGCCUCUGCCCAGAGCCAGCCAGAGGAACCGUCUCGCUCCUCAAAUGACGCCAUAUUGCUUUGGAUUGCUAUUAUAGCUACAAUUGGGAACAUUGUGGUUGUGGGAGUUGUAUAUGCCUUCACUUUCUAAGAGGACUGAAACCACAGGCGUCUGUCUCUGUGAGAGAAGACAAAGUAUUUUUUAUUAAUGUACAGAAGAUGUUAAAUAUUUAAGUGCUGUCAGAUCUUAAAAACAAAAAAGACUAUUAAUCAUUUAGUUAAAAAGAAGUAAAUUUUCAUUGUACAGAGUAAACAAGUUGAAGUGCUUUGUGACCAAAUGAGCCAUAGCGUAAGUCUUUCUGGCUUGUGUAGGUUAUGGAACGGAGCUGUAGGUUAAAUAAUGAAGAAUGUGUGUGGGAAAAAAAAGGAGAGGCCAGAAAUUUUCACUAACGCACAUGUAUACGGCUAAAUAAGUGUGGUUUUUACUGUUGACCUUAUUUGCUGUUGUCAUCAUUUUUUAGAUGUAUGGUCUGUUAUUGCAAAAAAAAAAAAAAAAAAAUAAGUACGAAACCUAUUGAAAUUAUGCAAAUCUCCUAUUUGAUAUUCUCUGAGGGAUUUUCAUUAGCUGGCUCUCCAGCUGUACGCUACAGGAAAACAAAAAAAAACAAAAGCAAAAACAAACAUGUGUCAUGGUCUAAUUAACUGAUUAUCUGAGAAAUAUAACUGUGUAAACAGAGGGUAAACAAAUUGCUACUUAUCACUAGGCCUUUCGAUGCCAGUGGGCACACAAUCCAACAUGCCAACAUUCCCUUUCAGUGCUUGAAGGGUUAAUGGAAUUUAAUUAGUUCUGUGCAGACCUGUAGAUUUUUCUAAGGGCUGUUUAAAAAAAAAAAAACACACACACACACACACACAAACAAACCAGGAAACAUUGUUCAUUUUUAUAUAUUCUUUAAUAUUUCUGUAGUGUGCUUUAAAAAAACUGAAACAAUAUUUAUGUUUUGUCAACAGAAGUGCUAAGGAAUAAUAAUGUGAUUGUAAACAUGAUAAUUUGCAUCAUAAAUGUUUUAGUUAAACAAUUUUUUAUUUGUUUGUGUCUUCAAACAGGAAAGUAAGCAUGUGUGGUUUCUGAGAGGAUAGCUUGGAUUGAAAUUGGUUUAUUUAUUUAUUUUUUACUAAUGUACCCAAACAAUAGAGGCCAUUCCCAAGGGAGGAGACAGUAUUAGAAUCCAAGUGCUUUUUUUGGUUCCUCAAUAUCUGCACAGCGGCUAACAGAUGUUUUGGUAGCCGAACUAGACAUCAUUCUAAAGAGGAGCUAUUUCUACGUGAGUAAAUGGCCAUUUCAUUUCCGUGCACUUACGUUGUAAUUUAGUAUAGAACAGGGGCGGCCAAAAGGUAAACCCCCUUCUUUAAAAUGCUUUGUGUCACUAUACUCUUUAUAUAGUAAUUUGAGACUGAAAAAAUGAUAGCAGCGACAGAUAGCCAGGAGUUAGAUGAGUAAUAUUACAGGAUUUUAUUCAAUAGCAGAUCAUAUUUUCGAAUUUCAUAUUGUAAGGUGACAUCAUCCUUGAAAUUAUCCCACAUAAUGGGCAUAUAAUGUACACAACACCUCUAUGUAGUCUGGGGGCUCUAACGUGAGCAGAACCAGAACCAGGAAACACAUGUCACAUCUGUCCAAGAUUAGCAGUAGUUACACUUUGAGUGUCAUCUGCUACCAUUUUACUGGUGGGAGCUAACGUAACGGCUGAUUGGGAUUGCAACUCCCACUAAUCUCAGGCAGCAGCAGGACAAGUAUA